AUGUCUCCGCUCGCCCUCUUCGCGUUCCCACGCCGUCGAACGGACAGCGACGACGUACGAUGGGCCAUAAUCCUCCGCGCGUUCCGCGCCGUGGUCCCUUGCGAUCAAUGUGGGAGGGCCUCGCAAUAUGCUCGACGUGAUGCGCCGCUGGCAUUCCCCGUGGUGCCCGGGCCUUUGUUUCUUUCCGGGCUUCUGAGGCUACCAACGCCUCCCGUGUCCCGGCACACGUCUCUACUCGUUCACAUCGCGCUCGUGUGCCGUCAGACGGAUGACGACAGUGGACGGCAUGACCUGACUCCGUACCGUUGUCCCUUUCGGGACGUCUUCUCGGCUUCGCAGCGGCGGCAGCCGAGCUCUGCUUCUCCCUCCCGCGGAGCGAUGGUCUCGCGGCCGCCCUCUUCGCCUCCAGCGCUGCCUUCCGCCGGCUAUCGUGCGCAUGCUCGCUUCCCGCCCUCCUCCGGUGUCCGUCGACCUCGUCGUGUGGGGAUCCAUCUCGCGCACCUGCUCGGCGCUGAUCUGGGUAAGCUCGAGUUGUACCACUCACCUGUCCUGGGCUGAUGCCUCGCUGCGCAUCGACGGCGAGGGGCAGCAGUGUGUGGGGCAGAGGUGGUGUAGGGUGUGGGACGAU
Trametes versicolor FP-101664 SS1 is the source of this 628-nucleotide messenger RNA. RefSeq lists its product as uncharacterized. The coding region runs from base 1 to 558 and encodes 185 amino acids. NCBI's taxonomy places the organism in Eukaryota, Fungi, Basidiomycota, Agaricomycetes, Polyporales, Polyporaceae. The record is from RefSeq and is a predicted model, not a curated record. The transcript has 4 exons.